AUGUUUAUACUUUUUGAUUCUUCUGUUUGCAAUUACAUAAUUGAGUCUCUGCCAACAAACAAUCUAUUUUCUGACGAAGAAGAAGACGAUGUUGAAGAUGAAGAUGUCACGGAGCCGCCUAUUGUUGCAGAGAAGCCGACAGCUGCUGUCAAGAGCGCGAAGCGUAAGCGCCAUGACCCUGGUGUGGAGUCUCGGAAGAGAGAACUUCUAUGUCAACGAGCAGCUGAACAUAAGAGUGGUGUCUCCGGUGAAAUGAAGACCUUUAUUCAGGGGUUGUUCACCUCUUUUAAGGACAUGGUGCAGAAGGAGAUGCAAGAGCGUUUUGAUAAGGUCGAUACUGAGGUGGCUAAUAUCAAAGAAACAAUGUCUCAGUUUAAGGCUCCUUCAGAUGUACUCGGGAAAACCACAGCAGCUGAGAUCCCGACACCUUCAAGACCAAUUGGAAAAGAUCAAGACAACUCUUCACAGAGUCCGGGUCCUUCAUCUACACUAAUGCAAGAUCAAGCUAAGUCAUCACAGACUCCACGUCCUUCAGCAGGAAAAGGAAGAGCCAAUGUGAGUGUGGAUCCAAGUGCGGUUCGUCGUAGUCCUCGGACAGUGAGAAAGGUAACAACAACAUGA
This is a messenger RNA of Eruca vesicaria subsp. sativa (arugula), 621 nucleotides long. The record is from the annotation of a GenBank genome assembly. Lineage: Eukaryota; Viridiplantae; Streptophyta; Magnoliopsida; Brassicales; Brassicaceae.